AAAAUGACUAGGUUCGUAAUUUUAUAACAUUAAUUACCAAGCAAUUACAAUACCACCAUCGUGUAAUAACUCGUAAUAUUAUUAUGCAACCGCCAACCGCUGAUGACGGAGAAGAACAACAAAUAAAAGCGGAUGUUAAGGACGAUUAUACAAAAACCAUGAUCUUCUUUCCAUUGAAUUCUCUCUAAAACAUCUUUUGUCGGUCCAUUAUCCAACCUCCGAUCAUAUCUCCCACAAACCACUUCCCAAAAUCUAACAUUUCCUUGCGUUAAAUUCGUUUUUGACGUCUAAAAUCGAUAAAAACAACGUUAAUUCAAGCACAAAUCCAUCGUCAUUGUUUUAAGGAAAAGGGUUUUUCAAUUUAAGGCAGAUUCUACCGUUGAAGUGAUCAGAUUCGUAACUCGGUUUGAGCUUUGGAGCAGUGGAGGGUGUUGAUGAUCAAAAGUUGCAGUGAAUCAUCAGAUUGUUAUAAGAUCAGGUUGUUCGGGUGUGGUACCUAUGACCUCUGAGGGGAAUAGAGUCACUGGUGCGGUGGGGUUUGAGUUUGAUCCCUUGGUGGUGAGUAACGGUGGCCAUUUGGUUCGUGGUGGUCAAUUGGUUCAAGCAGUACCUGCUGGCGGUUAUUCAUGGAAUCACGCUCAUGGUGUGCCCUAUCUGCAAGAUUCGGGGUUUCAUGGAUACCGAGUUGCAACCAUGAGUAGAAACUCGCCGGCUGUUAUGCAUCCUCAUCAAGUGACCUACAAUGUUUAUCAACCACCACUACCACCGCAGAUACUACCUCCACCGCCACCUAUGCUGCCAAUACAAGCUCAAAACAUGGACAUUCAGUUGCAACAACCAUCAACUUCACAUAGGCAUUCUACAAGAACCUCGCAGAUGUAUCCCUAUCAGAAUGAUGCUCCAGUGCCUCGGUUUGUGGGUCCUGCACUACCACAUGGUGUUAUGGUAUACGAAGCUCGUCGACAACAAUUGAUGAUCAACUCAAUUGCAAGGCAUCGUAGCUUUUCCCAUCACAGAGUUACUCUCGAAGAGGCGUUUCAAGCACUACGCGAACAGCUUGGCGAAGCUGUUGACACAGGCUUGCCGGUUAAGUUUAUUUCAGAUAAUCUAAAAACAAGAAUAUUCACCUCACCAAGACAUCAUUCCCAAGAUUUAACAUCACCUGCUGAUGAAGAACCUUAUCUCUGUGUAAUUUGCCAGAUGGAGUUUGAGGAUCAAGAAAAGAUCGGGAUGCUUGAUUGUUGCCAUGAGUACCAUGCAAAAUGCAUCAAAAAGUGGUUAACUGUGAAGAACAACUGCCCCGUUUGCAAAUCCACAGCACUUCGCUAAACGAAUGGUGCUUUAUCUUUCCCUUAUAAAUAAAUGGUAAAUAUUAAACUUUCAUGUCUUAUAGUCGUUUUGGAGAUGCAACAGCCGAUAAAUCUCUUUCGAAACCUUUUCUAGCAGACUAUUUUUACUGUCGCGGAGUUUCUUAGUGUGUUUAUAUGUAUAUAUUGGUGUGUGUGUGUGUGUACAUAUAGAUUGUUGUUCAUUUGGAUGCUGGUAAUUUUGUAUAUAUGGUUUAGCUUAGACAA
Messenger RNA from Helianthus annuus (common sunflower), 1574 nucleotides. RefSeq names its product RING finger protein 44. The coding region runs from base 499 to 1329 and encodes 276 amino acids. Gene Ontology annotation, molecular function: ubiquitin protein ligase activity. NCBI's taxonomy places the organism in Eukaryota, Viridiplantae, Streptophyta, Magnoliopsida, Asterales, Asteraceae. The record is from RefSeq and is a predicted model, not a curated record. The transcript is spliced from 5 exons.